Molecule: messenger RNA, 696 nt
Organism: Amyelois transitella
Lineage: Eukaryota; Metazoa; Arthropoda; Insecta; Lepidoptera; Pyralidae
Exons: 3
Coding region: 128-655 (175 amino acids)
Source: RefSeq, a predicted model, not a curated record
AAACAUGAAUUCGCCGAAGUGUGGUGGUUCUUUCUUCUCAGAUAGUUUUUCGAGUUUCGAGUAGUCGUGGGAUUUGAGAUACAUAAGAGUAAACAUAAAUUACUUGGUAAAUUUAAAUCGAAUUAAAAUGUCUAUUAUAAUACCAACUAAAGCUGCCCUUGCCUUGAAAAAUGCUCAAAGUAAUUUCCAGUUUGUAAAAUUCGAAUCGCACAAACCAAAAAAGAAAGACUUAGAUGCUAAAAUAACAGAUUCAAAAAAUGAGGAUAAUCAAUUCUCGAAAAAGGAUGUAGAUCUUAAAAAAAUUCGCCAUGAAGUUGUUAAGUUUGGAAUGUCUGGAUUUGAUGCCACCAAGAAAGAGGAAGCCAAAAUUGCAUUGGCAGUGAGUCUAGGUGCCAAACCACCCAAAAGAGAGUAUCUCAAUUACAAAGAUUUGAUGAAAAAGAGGAAAGAAGAAAAACAAAAAGCACAGGAGCAGAAGCAGCAGAUGAUGUCUAAAAGUGUUUUACAGGGUGUGACUAAGAAGAAAAAUAAAAUAAACAAAAACAAUGAUGUAGGACACUUCCUCAGUAGCUAUGGAAAGGUCCAAAAGAAGGAUUUGAUGAAGAAUGACAACAGCAAUCCUAAAAAGAGUAAAAAGAAGAAGAAGUUAAUAUAAGCGAUUCUUUAGUUUUAGGUAAUAAAUAUUUUAUUUAAUUU